AUAUUUUUAGUCACCACGCUCUUCAGCAAAUAUAGAAAAGCGUACUCGGACCAGUGUUAACCAUACAUCAUUGACCGACUCUCGCGCACCCCUAGCGAGUACGUGUCUGUAGGCCCUGCAGCUGUACACCACUGCCACGUAGAUGGACAGAAUAUUUUUUAGACGGUCUAACGAAGUUGAGCCGGUAGCGGCUUUGCGCAGCAGAGAGACCAAGGCUGAAAGAGAGAUGCCAUGAGAUGCCAUCCGACAGGAUGGAAGGCACUGAGGAUAAGGGAGGGGCAGGUCGCUGGCCCCUAUGUAUCAACAGGAGGAAGGAGAAACAAGCGCAGGAAAUCUUAGGGAUACGGUGGCUGUGCAUCAGUUUGACGGUUCCUGGAAAUUCGAGAUGCGUAUGUUAACGCCUGCAGAGGAGGAGACGGAUGCUCCAGAGGUUGACUGGGAGGACCAGCAGCGCAUAAACACGUUUUCAAAGCUCAAUACCAGAUGCAAGGAUUUAGAAGAAGACUUGGAAAAGAAGAAGGAAGACCGUGAAGCACUGGACGAUCUGUCGACAGAAUUAGAGACUAUUGAGCUCAUGGACGAGGGAACCCCUGUUCUGUAUCGAGUAGGGGAAGCAUUUCUUCAUGUUCCUGUUGGCAAGGCACAAAAAAUGAUGGUGGCUGAUCAAGAGUGUCUCGCGAGAGAGAUCAAUGCCUUGCAGAUCCGUUUGGAUGACUGCAUUCAGGAAAUGAAGAGCCUUAAGGCUACCUUGUAUGCCAAGUUCGGAAAGGCUAUCAAUUUGGAUUAAUUUUGUUGAUGUCCCGAUACGUACCCCUUGUGCGG
This is a messenger RNA of Cantharellus anzutake, 822 nucleotides long. Its product is annotated as Prefoldin subunit-domain-containing protein. Bases 296 to 787 code for a protein of 163 amino acids. Lineage: Eukaryota; Fungi; Basidiomycota; Agaricomycetes; Cantharellales; Hydnaceae. Gene Ontology annotation, biological process: protein folding. The transcript has 5 exons. The record is from RefSeq and is a predicted model, not a curated record. Gene Ontology annotation, cellular component: prefoldin complex; cytoplasm.